Saprolegnia diclina VS20 is the source of this 508-nucleotide messenger RNA. RefSeq lists its product as hypothetical. The coding region runs from base 17 to 469 and encodes 150 amino acids. The record is from RefSeq and is a predicted model, not a curated record. The transcript has a single exon. Gene Ontology annotation, cellular component: nuclear speck. Lineage: Eukaryota; Oomycota; Saprolegniomycetes; Saprolegniales; Saprolegniaceae. Gene Ontology annotation, molecular function: RNA binding. Gene Ontology annotation, biological process: mRNA splicing, via spliceosome.
GAAUUCCAGCGCUUUGAUGGCAAGCAACAGGGACGCGAUCCCGCCGCCUUUGACGCCGCCGAGCGACGCGCCGCUCGAAGAGCAGGACGAAGCUGACGCGCUCUGCAAGGUGUACGUCGGUCGUCUCACGCCGCAUGCCAACGAGACGCACCUCCAGGCGUUCUUCCGCCCGUUCGGGGUCAUUCGACACAUUUGGAUCGCCCGGCGUCCGCCUGGCUUCGCCUUUGUAACGUACCUCAAGGCCGCGGAUGCGACGCACGCCGUCGAGGCGGUCCAAGCCAUGGCCGACCCGGCGAUCUUGGGCCAAACUAUCAGGUGCCAGCUGGGCGGCGACACGACGUCGUCGAUGCCAGCGACCGAUCGGAAGCGCAAGCGCGUCCGCACCAAGAAGGGCGAGACGUUCAAAGUGAAGAAGGCACGCAAGCUUGCGGCCAUAACGACCCAAAACGAAGAGGCAAGUGUCAUGUGAUUUGAAAUAUGUGUGCACUUGUCUUGUGCAAUGGCCAGA